This is a messenger RNA of Cladophialophora psammophila CBS 110553, 1065 nucleotides long. RefSeq lists its product as uncharacterized. The transcript has a single exon. The coding region runs from base 1 to 1065 and encodes 354 amino acids. NCBI's taxonomy places the organism in Eukaryota, Fungi, Ascomycota, Eurotiomycetes, Chaetothyriales, Herpotrichiellaceae. The record is from RefSeq and is a predicted model, not a curated record.
AUGCCGACGAUAUUAUUGCCCGCCUCGGCUGCCGCCUUUGCGCCGCGAUCAACUUGCAACGUGGUCCUCAACACAAAAGUCGAGCCAUGGCUGACGGCCACCCUCAAGCGAAUCAACAAGAUCAAACGACCGCUCAACAGUGUGCCUCAACACACCCGAUGUCUGACCGAGACUCUGUCAUCGCCCAAUGCCAUCUGGUCACUGUGCUCAUUAAUGGUGCCCAAAGCGCCCGAGUCAGAGUUAAAGAAAGAUCCGAAUCCUCUGGUGGAAGCCUUGUUCAACUACCAACUCAUCCACAUCGAGGCCUAUGUCGUCCACGUCGACAUGGUUUCGCAGAACGAGGUUGCUUUCAAGCUGACGACAGACACCAUUGAUUCGCUGGUCGAGUAUCACAAGGAAAUCUUCUCGGUCGACACCAACGCCAACACCUGGGACUGGUCCGACAAGGAGCAACAGCUCAAGAAAUUGCAGGAAGAGUUUGUACAGGCCGCCAACAAGUUUGUCUACCGGACGAGUGCUCUUGCUCUGGAGGGCAUGGAGGAAGAUGGUGCAGGCGAGCUGCUCUGUGGCCGAAGCGACGAAGUGCGCACCGCCAUCAUGGGGCUUUUCGUGCCUCUUCUCCCUCCACCCCCGAGGAUUGUCGACGUCAUCCGCCCUACUCCUCUGCUCCCCAGCUCGACCGGCACCGAGCAAUGGUGGCCGUCACAACACCUGCAAGCCAUACAGCCUGCCCCGGUCGAGGCAUGGAAGAUCGUGCCUUCAAGCCCAAGCCCUGUCUCAUCUUGUGAUUCACACCACAAUAUUUGGUCGAGCGUGGGCGUGAACGAAAUCCAACUUCCGUCCCCAGCCCCCUCCUUCAGUCAACCUUACUCAACAGCGGCAUACAAUACGUCUCAAUACUACAGCGCCCCUGCCUACAGCUCUCCAACCACAACAUCGUCAUUCGCGCCACUUCCUCUGCCAAGCAUGCUCACUCCGCAGCCCUGCAGUACCUCGGCGGGCCUGAGCACCUUUGGGUGGGAUCGUUACCAAGAAUACACGAUGCCGUAUGCCACGGCCAUGUAA